UGAUAAACAAAGCUAGUCUACGUCACAUUUACGUGUGUGGUGCGUCACUGCUUCUCCCUAACUACCCCCAAGGCACAAAAUUUCCCAAAACAACCCCCAGUGAGAACCAAUAUAGCGACAAGUACCACCAUGAUCAUCUAAUGAACUGGAAAAUACGAGAAUGAGAUGAAAUGAGGAACAAUCUGGAAGCAUAACACCGCUGAGUUUAUUAUUUUUUUUUCUUAUCGUACUCGAGAAAGGGAAAUAAACACGAGGAGUAAGAUGAGUGAGGGCCAGGACUCAGGAGGGAUGGCGGUGGAGGUGACCAACCAGGGUGUAGAGGUGUUCAAGAAGCCCCUGCUGCCGGCGCCCCACAAGAAGAGGAAGGUGCUGGAUGAGGAAAACUACGUCAGAGAGAUGGAAAAGAUCAUAGAGCGAGACUUCUUCCCUGACCUGGACAACCUGAAGGAGAGGAUGGAAUAUAUAGAGGCCAAGGAGAGCAACAAUGUGGGCAAACUGAGGGCACUGUUCAAGAAAUACGCCAGCGAGGGCAACGCGUCGACACUCCGCAGCAUUGAGAACAGCCCGGCCACCUUUGAGACACCAGCAGAGGCAAAGGGCUGCUUCACCCCUGCCUCCCACCGCUCCCAGGACUCUGAUGCUGAGGCUGCCAAGGAGGAGAAGGAGUCAGUGAAGGAAUCUGAGGGCAAGGGUGAGAUGUCCCUGGAUGAGUUCCUGGCGCGACACACCAGUGAGGAUAACGAAAGCUUUGAGGAACUGAUGAAGGAUAAUGAACGGAGGUUUAGACAGAAGCAUGCGUGGAUGUUCGAGGCGGAGGAGAAACACAACAAGGACCACAUACCGAACCUUGCCCUGCCCUCCGCUGAGCAGCAGGUGGAGGCGAGUGUCCUGGCCAUCACCGGUGUGUCCCAGGAGAAAGACACCAGGCCCAAGAGUGUGGAAAACUGGAAAUUCAACACCUUCAAUUCAGUCAUGUUUGUGCCAGAUGGAGUUGACAUGUCCCAGGAUAAGCUGAUAGAGUUAAGGAAGCAGAAGAAACAAGCGAUCAGCCUCCAGAACACCCGCUUUGAUGGCAACCCCUUUACGGAGACCAUGAGUGCAGCGGCCAUGCUGGAGGCCUCGGCGGUGCAAGCCAUUAAGAAGGAGGGCAAGGUUGGGGUGGAUGGCCGAGAUUUAGGCAAGGAGACGCCCCGAGUGAAUGGUUACAACUUUGUGACGGCUCCCUCGCCAGUGCCAGGGGUGGACGCCUCGCCUCUCAUGACCUGGGGAGAGGUGGAGGGAACCCCAUGUCAGCUGGAUGGCAGUCAGACGCCCCUGCUGAAGAAACACACCCAAGGCCCCUCCUACAGGAUACCCCAGCUUCCCAGUCGAGACCGCAUUGGCCACCGGCUUUCAGAACAGGCCAGCCAGAAGCACCGCAACAAGAAGCUGAAGGCAGUGAUGGCCGCCAAGCAGGGCCUCACUUCCCCCAUGAUCAGGUUUGGCUCUCAGUCCUCACAGGAGAGAAUGAUGUCCAUGUCACCUGCUGCUCAGAAGCUUCUCAAGAGCAAGGUCAAGCUGCAGCAUGGGGUAGACAAGGUCCUACAGGCCUCCUACACACCAUCCCCCAGCCUGAGGCGCACCCCGGCCACCCCUGGGGCCACCACACCCAGUUUUGGAGACCUCACCUGUGUGUCUCGAAGCACCACACCCAAAAUGCGGACUCGGACAAAGAGGAUGGCUGCAGUGGGUGCUGAGGAUGCUGAGUUCUCCUCGGGACUCACUGAUAACUUGCUGGACUUGCCAAGGAGAUCAAGAAAGUUAUCACCUCAGGAGGAAAACAGCACACAGCCUCCACCAGCCAACAGGAAUUGUGCUGCUGACUUCUUUUAGCAGGUCAUGUGUGUGUGUGUGUGUGUGAGUGUGAGUGUGUGUGUGUGUGUGUUGGAGUGUGUUGUGUCUUCUAUGUGAUGGCAGUGAAUGUAAGGAAGGAAAUUAUACUAUGUAUAUCAUCCAUCAAAUAAUUAUGCAAAUUAACAAAUAGCAUCAGUCUUUGAUUUCAUUGUACCACUCAUUAUUAAAUUUUUUUUCAAUUACAUACUAUUAUUUUUGUC
Molecule: messenger RNA, 2093 nt
Organism: Portunus trituberculatus (swimming crab)
Lineage: Eukaryota; Metazoa; Arthropoda; Malacostraca; Decapoda; Portunidae
Gene: Es2
Product: splicing factor ESS-2 homolog
Exons: 7
Coding region: 262-1872 (536 amino acids)
Cellular component (GO): catalytic step 2 spliceosome
Source: RefSeq, a predicted model, not a curated record